AGUUACAUUCCCAAGUUUAUUUAUUAGGUUAUCAUUCUUGUUUAUUUCAAUUUUCGUAUUAUUUUACACUUAAGAAAUGCCUAAAUUGAGAAAACAAAGGCGUAGGAAAGUCUACAGACAUAAUGUUAAUAGAAAGAGACUGCGGAAUAAAAUUUUUGAUGCAGGAAAAAUAGAAUGUCAAGAGGUCAAAAAUGCUUGGGAAAAACAAAAAUCCGUCCAAACUAACCUCAAGCAAAUGGGUUUAUCAUAUGACCCUAAUCAAACUAUCAAAAUUCCCAACAAAAAGAAGGAGCUCAUAUGCUUGGGUGGAGGAACAGAAAAUUGGGAUAGAACAUCAGUUGAAGAACCUAUAGUAUUAUCGAAAAGUUAUGUUGCUGAAUCUUUGGAAAAUGAUGCGAAAGCUCCUAGGGAAAGAAGAUUCAAUUUACCGAAGGGGCAAUUAGAGCGCCUUUCAUAUUUGAUGAAAGCUUAUGGAAACGACUAUAAGGCAAUGGAACGAGACAAAAAGAAUUAUAAUCAAGAGACUUGGAAGCAGAUACGACAAAAAAUUAAAAGGUUCAUAAGCAUAGCGGAAAAAAAUAAUAAAUAUUUAGAUGGAAUAGAUUUAAGUUUGUAUGAAUUUAGCAAUAGUGUAUCAGAUGAUGAAAUGUAGAAAAUAAAAUUUUGAAAUGAGAGUGACAACAAGAAAUGAUGAAUUUUUCGAAGUCAUAUAUAAAGAUGUUGAAUUAUUCAGUUUUUCCUGGAAGAGAUGUUUCUAACCAAAAAUCUAACAAAAUAUGUAUAAUAGUAUAUUUGAACAGACCUCAUUGUAUCUUCCUUGAGUUUUUUGUAAAUAAUCUUAAUUUUCAUCAUCUAGUUGAACUGAAUGUUCUAUAUUGAACGUUAGAUUGAAUAAAUAUUGGGUAUUUUCACAUGAUAUUUCAUGGUUCACAAUAUAUUCCACAGCAAGAUUCUCUAACAUUAUAACAUAAAAUACCUGCUCUUUUUCAAGUGAUUGCUUUCUUAAGAUUUUUCGUAUAGUAUGAAAACGCUUAAAUGAAACACGUGUUGCGGUUUUGUAAACUGUUCAAUGAAAGUCUCAGUGAAUAUUACAAUAUGUAAAAAAUAUUAUUCUGGGUACACCACAAAAAAGCGAAAAGCUAUGGACUUUAAGUACAUGUCACCAAUUUCAUUCAACCGGUAAAAUAUGCAAAUGUCUGUUAUGUCAAUAACUGUUGUAUGAUUUUAUCAUAAAAUAAAUAUUACCAUUAUA
This is a messenger RNA of Leptinotarsa decemlineata (Colorado potato beetle), 1252 nucleotides long. Its product is annotated as nucleolar protein 16. The record is from RefSeq and is a predicted model, not a curated record. Lineage: Eukaryota; Metazoa; Arthropoda; Insecta; Coleoptera; Chrysomelidae. Gene Ontology annotation, cellular component: nucleolus. Gene Ontology annotation, biological process: ribosomal large subunit biogenesis.